AUGUCCUCCAAGGACCGUGACGUCGAGGUCGCCGACGCCGACCGGUCACCGCGCGAAAAGCCCAGACGCUCCAAGUCGGAGCGAAAAGAUCGCAAGGAGCGCAAGGAUCGCGACCGAGACCGUGACCGAGAACGAGACAAGGACUACGACCGCGAGCGACGCCGUCACCGCACUUCGCGCUCUUCCAGGAGCAAGCUGAGCGAAGUGGGCAGCGAUACCAUCUCCCACACCUCUAGCCGCCGACACCGACAUCGCAGGGAUAGAGACGACGAUGAUCACCACCGUCACCACCACCGCGAUCGUGCCGCUUCGACCAGUGACUUGGCCAGCUCGGACAUGGCUAGAACCUCGACAGCUGCCACUUCUAUCCUCUCGGAGCGCAUAUCGAGGCCUUAUCCCAGUUUCAGCAAGGCACACAGCAAGGAGGCGAUCGUUAGCCGCGAUUCACUAGCCAUUCCUCGCUACCCAAGCCCAAGCCCCAGUCCUAGUCCUUCUCCUGAACCAGCCGAACCUGGCGACGCUGCGCCUGAAUCUCCAAAGUCGCCAGAGGAACCGGCUGAGGAGGAACAUCCAGCAGAAGAAGCCCCGGAAGAGACACCGGGGGCAGAGACGCCCAAGGUCGAAAUGCCAAGGGUCGACACACCAACAGAAGGGAUUCCUGCCGAAGAGGAUGGUCUACAUCGCUCCAAGUCAAGAUCCUCAACCCUUUCCCGGUCAGCCUCACGCAACGAGGAACGCUCCCGAGUUAGUCGCCGAUCCGCAUCCUCGAGCCAAGCUACUUAUGUCAAAUCCUCCGCUAUCCGCUCCCGAGACAAGCUCCGACCUGAAUCGAGGACUUCCAGCUCAUCUCGCCCCUCAGCCAAGCGCACAUCGUCAACUCGAAGUGUCAAGAGACCCGAGGUGGAAGGGGCCGAGUCCUCGCCCUCGAGUGCUCAAGAUUCAUCUCCCAAGACGCCCACUCAGACGCCUUUCCCUAGCGUCUAUCCCGAAACUAAAUCUGGUACACCCUCCGUCAUUGACGUCCAAGAUAUCUCAAACUUGCACUCGAAAACGGCGACUCCGGCGUCUACUUUCGCGGCACCUCCUCCACCUCCCCCUCCGCCUGGUCUGGACAUCCAGGAUGUCCCACGUGUGGACUACCUCCUCCAGAAUGGCGGCCUUGCUUAUCCCGCCCCCAAGAACUUCUUGUCUGUGCUACCUCGACAAAACGGAACCCGACCAUCCAACCCUCCUCUGACCGGCACUGAUACCCUAUUCGCCCCGUUCUUCAACCUUUUGGAACAGUACAACACCGUCCUCAACAAACAGGGAUCAAUUGCUGUUGCCACAGGGCAUCGAUCCGUUGCCCGCAGACUCCUGGACCGUCUGGAGAAUGUCUUUUCCCGGGAUCUGCCCCCUCAUGGCUGCACUUGUAUCAUGUGUGACAACUCACACGAGAUUCACCAGGGCCUGAACUGGGGUGAUGUCCUUGAGUGGGUGAGUGGACGCAUCGAGCUCCCGCAGUGGCCUCCGUUCGACCUUGCCGAGAUUGGAACCAAAGCUGCCGAGGUCUCUGCCGAUGUCCCCCCUCGACCUGCAUCUCCUGUGAAGCUCGACCCCGAUAUCGCUGAGGAAUUCAGAGAGCACUACCUCCGGCAGUCGAAGAAGGUCCGAUCUGCCGUGGAUCGAUGGCUAUCCAACACCGGAGAGACACCGGUGCCACCACCUUCGGAAGUGGACGAUGAGACGCUCUCUUUCGCCAUUCUCACAAACCUCGAUCCCGAUGAUCGCCCAUACUUCAAUGCUAUCAUGUCGGGAUCGAAGGAGCUGCGGACAUCUGUCCGUGCACCUACUCCUGGUCAUCGACCUCGCACUGAUUUCCUCAUCAAGACUGGUCUUGCGUUGCAACGCCUGUACCGAUUGCCUCAGGUCCCUCGUGAUGCUGAGUCGGCCACAUAUCUCAUCAAGAACUCACACACUCAUGAUCUACUUGUCGCCCUCUCAAACAUCAACAACUCGGAAUGGGAAAUUCUCAUCUCGGGACGGUUCGAUGGCUUCCUCUGGUCUGGUGCUGACGACGACACGAUGCACACACCAAACCCCGAGUCACGAGGUCCUACUCCCGCUGGCGGAUACUAUCACACACGCACCAUGAGCCCUGGCCCCCGAGCUUCAUCUGUGUAUAGCUCCAGAAACACAACUCCCUUCUCUGUCUACUCACGAGGUACUACACCAGCCUCGUUUGUAAGCCUCUCAUCUUCAGGGGCGCCAUCCAACCGACAGGCAGUCUCCAACGAUGAGGAGAUGGAGAUGGCAGUCAUUGCAGAGAUUGAGCGAGACAUAUACAAGGGAAUGGAGCAGCUGGAGGAUGCCUUCGAGAAGCUGCACCACCGAGCAGAGCUUGUUCGAACAGCACUGCGUCAACGAGGUGCAGGAUUGAUGCAGAACCUCCAGAACCGCCGACGCAUCGACAUUCUAUCAGGACCCAGCUCCGGCAACUCACAAACAUCGGGCUAUGAACGUCCACCAUGGGCUGGAAGCGAUCGUGACCCAGGCAGCGAUGAAGACUGGGCAUUUGACGAGGCCGAUAUCAUGCCCGACGACUCGGCCAGCAACAUCAGUAGCUCGCGACACCGGCGACCUAAGAGGCGCACGGAGCGACGCACACCUGCCCCGAUCGACGAGGAGGAUGAGGGUUAA
Fusarium vanettenii 77-13-4 is the source of this 2679-nucleotide messenger RNA. RefSeq lists its product as uncharacterized. Lineage: Eukaryota; Fungi; Ascomycota; Sordariomycetes; Hypocreales; Nectriaceae. Gene Ontology annotation, molecular function: DNA binding. Gene Ontology annotation, cellular component: nucleus. The record is from RefSeq and is a predicted model, not a curated record. The transcript has 2 exons. Bases 1 to 2679 code for a protein of 892 amino acids.